AUGCUGCGGCUCCUGCGGACGCCCACGCGGACAGCGCGCGCAACCUGCGCCCCCACGCGCGCCAUGAGCACGUCGAAGCUCAGUCUCGAGCAGCUCGCGCAGCGACAGAGUCUGAAGGGAGCGCGUGUGCUCGUGCGCGCCGACCUGAACGUGCCGCUCGAGAAGAACGCGACGCCCGCUGUCAUCACGGACGACACGCGCAUUCGCGCCGUGUUGCCCACGCUCCAGUUGCUGCAACGCGCAGGUGCGCGUACUGUGCUGUGCUCCCAUCUCGGCCGUCCAGGGGGUGAGGUCAAGGACGAGCUGCGGCUUACGCCCGUCGCGUCGCGUCUUUGUGAGCUCCUCGACAGCUCUGUCUCGAAGCUCGACGACUGUAUUGGCCCUCAAGUUGACGCUGCCAUUCAAGAGCUACAGGACGGAGACAUUGUGCUGCUGGAGAACGUGCGCUUCUACAAAGAGGAGACUGCGAACGGUGGCGCGUUUGCCAAGCAGCUCGCCCACGGCGCAGAUAUCUACGUCAAUGACGCGUUUGGAACCGCGCAUCGCGCCCAUGCGUCGACUGAAGGCGUGACGAAGCACAUACCGACCAGCGUGGCAGGCUUUUUGAUGGAGAAGGAGCUCCAGUACUUGUCGAAUGCCGUCGACGCCCCUGUGCGGCCAUUGGGUGCUGUCAUUGGCGGUGCCAAAGUCUCGACGAAGAUCCCUGUGCUGAAGUCGCUGCUGCAGAAGUGCGACAAGAUUAUCAUUGGUGGCGGUAUGAUCUUUACGUUCUACAGAGCUCAGGGGCUGGAUGUCGGCAAGUCGAUUGUCGAAGAGGACAAAGUCGCACUUGCUAAGGAGAUUCUUGAUGAGGCAAAGCAGCGCGGCGUGCAGAUUGUGCUUCCUACGGACGUCGUAGUUGCGGACAAGUUUGACGCCGAGGCGCAGUCAAAGGUCGUAGCAGCUGAUGCGAUCCCCGCUGGGUGGAUUGGGCUGGACAUUGGCCCGGACUCGGAGGCUGCAUUUGCCAAGGAGCUCAGGGAGUGCAAGACUGUUGUGUGGAAUGGCCCGAUGGGUGUCUUUGAGUUUCCACGGUUUGCAAAGGGCACGAUCAGUGUGGCGGAGACCCUUGCGGCAAGUACAGACAAGGGGGCCACUACUAUCGUCGGUGGCGGGGACUCUGUGGCCGCUGUCGAGCAAGCUGGCCUCGGCUCCAAGAUGAGCCACAUCUCUACAGGAGGCGGUGCGAGCCUGGAACUGCUCGAGGGGAAGGAGCUCCCGGGCGUCGCCGCGCUGAACGACGCGUAA
Messenger RNA from Hyaloperonospora brassicae, 1287 nucleotides. The record is from the annotation of a GenBank genome assembly. Lineage: Eukaryota; Oomycota; Peronosporomycetes; Peronosporales; Peronosporaceae.